This is a messenger RNA of Ilex paraguariensis (yerba mate), 675 nucleotides long. The record is from the annotation of a GenBank genome assembly. NCBI's taxonomy places the organism in Eukaryota, Viridiplantae, Streptophyta, Magnoliopsida, Aquifoliales, Aquifoliaceae.
AUGACACCGAAGACACGUGUCUUCAUUUCGGAGUAUUUCAGAAAUGUCCCAUCAGCGAAUAUAUUUUCAAGACCUGGAGGUGGGUUUCUCUCAGAUGUUGUGGCUAGGAGGUUUGGGAUGAGGGGUAGGCUUUGGACCUUGUGGAUAGUGCAGACCUUUGGAGGUCUGUUUUGUAUUUUGCUGGGGAAAGUGGGAACUUUAAGUGCCUCCAUUGCUGUUAUGCUUGUGUUCUCUGCGUUUGUUCAGGCGGCUUGUGGCCUUACGUUUGGGGUUGUUCCUUUUGUUUCGCGAAGGUCAUUGGGUGUGGUUUCUGGCAUGACAGGAGGUGGUGGAAAUGUAGGAGCAGUUCUAACCCAAGUAAUUUUCUUCAGAGGUUCAAGAUACUCAACAGAGACAGGGAUUACUCUGAUGGGUGUGAUGAUGAUAUGCUGUACAAUCCCAUUAUUUUUUAUAUACUUCCCACAAUGGGGAGGCAUGUUUUGUGGUCCAUCAUCAUCUGUGGCCACAACAGAGCAGGACUACUACGUGUCCGAAUGGAAUUCAACAGAAAAACAGAGAGGUUUUCACCAGGCAAACUUGAAGUUUGCUGAGAAUAGCAGAGGUGAGAGAGGGAAGAGGGUGGGCUCUGCCUCCACAUCCAUACCCUCAGAUGAGACUCCACCUACAAAUGCCUGA